AUGGCAGCCCUCAAAGCCCCCCAAAUUGCGAAAAAAGAGGGGUUUUGGGACCACUUUAACAGAGUCUUCAGGGGCCACUCAGAGCCUCAUGGUGCCUUUGAAUCAACGAACGGCUCCGGAGGCCCUCGAUGCUCCGCACGUGAAGAGGGAGGCCCUCUCGGAAUUGCGACCCUCUGCAUGCCUUACGACUGGUGUGUUACCCCGCGUUCCAAGAAUUGCACAGCUAAGAUAGCAGCACCAAGAAGCAGAGUCGGAAAAGCAGAAGCCUCUCUGUGCUUGCGCAUAGGUCAAUCGUUUUGUUUUGAGAAAGUUGCGGAGGGAAUUUGGGAGGGACUCGUGGGCCGAAGAGUCUUCCAGAUCAAGGAGGCCCCAGACUCCACACUUUUCCGAUGUGUUCAUGAUGGCGAGGAAGCGCUAGACGACUCCAAGGGGCCCGGUGCCUUUGACCGGCAAGAGGCGGCUCUACGGAAGUUUUUCCGCUUAGAUGUUCCCUUCGCGAAGAUGGUUCAAAAAGAGUACAGUCUACAGAGGCAGUUGAAGGCCUUCUUGGUGCCAUGGUGGCGUCUACGACACAGGUGGGGUCUUCCACGGGGUACAGGCCUGAGGGUUCUUGGAAUAGACCCCGUGGAGUGCCUCUUCUGCUUCAUUUGUUCGGCAAACAACAAUAUUCCCCGCAUCACUCUAAUGGUGCGCCGCCUUCGAGAGCGGUUCGGCCUCCCCUUGGCCAAGGCCACGCCAAGUCGUCCCUCAGGUGAUUUCUUGGGAAAUCCUCAUCUGACUUGGCAUGCCUUCCCGUCCGUCGCCUCCCUCGCUGCCGCCUCUGUAGAGGACCUUACCCAAUUGGGUCUUGGAUACCGUGCGCGGCUUGUUAAUGGGUCCGCGAUCCGCCUAAUGGAGCUGGGGGGCCCCUCCUUUUUAGACAGGUUGAGGUGCCAGCAGCAAGAGACUCAGGGACCCCCGUAUGAGGGUCUGCGGAAAGCAAGGGAGGCUCUGUUGGAGUUUCCCGGUGUGGGUCGAAAAGUAGCGGAGUGCGUGGCGCUGUACGGUUUGGGAUUCUCUGCUGCUUGGCCGAUCGACACGCAUCUGAUGCAGCACUCAAUGGAGGACAAGGACUUUCAUUCGUUUCUGGUUUCUUCUUCAGAAAUUCAUAAAACCCCAGAGGCAACAGCAGUGCUGAAGCACUUUCGCCGCAAUCAGCUGUCCCCCUUACUUCAUGACGCAAUCCAACAGUUCAAUCAAAGGAAAUACGGGCCAUUCGCAGGAUGGGCACAGGCCCUCCUCUUCAUAGGUGCCAUUAGAAAGAGUAAAGUGCAACAGAAGGCGCGAGGAUCCUUUGGAAAACCAAAAAAAGAGCCUGAGCCACACGUGGCCUAG
Molecule: messenger RNA, 1374 nt
Organism: Cyclospora cayetanensis
Lineage: Eukaryota; Apicomplexa; Conoidasida; Eucoccidiorida; Eimeriidae
Product: N-glycosylase/DNA lyase-like
Exons: 8
Coding region: 1-1374 (457 amino acids)
Biological process (GO): base-excision repair, AP site formation; nucleotide-excision repair; base-excision repair
Cellular component (GO): nucleus
Molecular function (GO): damaged DNA binding; 8-oxo-7,8-dihydroguanine DNA N-glycosylase activity
Source: RefSeq, a predicted model, not a curated record